Penicillium canariense is the source of this 4746-nucleotide messenger RNA. It is a transcript of the gene cpcC, whose product is annotated as putative protein kinase (Gcn2). The transcript has 6 exons. The record is from RefSeq and is a predicted model, not a curated record. Gene Ontology annotation, molecular function: ATP binding; eukaryotic translation initiation factor 2alpha kinase activity; protein binding. Lineage: Eukaryota; Fungi; Ascomycota; Eurotiomycetes; Eurotiales; Aspergillaceae. Gene Ontology annotation, biological process: regulation of translational initiation by eIF2 alpha phosphorylation; DNA damage checkpoint signaling. The coding region runs from base 1 to 4746 and encodes 1581 amino acids.
AUGCCUCCCAAACAAAGGAAGAAAGCUCCCCGCGCGAAAAGGCAAACAUCCUCCGCCUCCGAUACCUCUUCCGUGACAUCUCCCCAGAUAGCAACAACCAAUUACCGUGAGAUCCACUUGAACGAGGCGGAAGCCCUUCGUUCGAUUUAUGGCGAUGAUUUUGAAGAGGUUGAAAAUCGGCGCUCAGCAUGGCAGCAAACCUCCAACGUGACUUUUAAGCUCCACCUCCGAGCCUCCUCGAACUUGGACGUGCUUUUAGUCCUGUUGGUUGAGCUACCCGCUACAUACCCCAAAACCGCUCCCAACCUUUCUCUGGAAAAGCUCGACGACCUCCGCGAGAAUGCCCGCUCUCGAAUCCAGAAAAUUAUUCGUGAGAAACCCAAGACACUCCUCGGCAGUGAAAUGAUCUACGAGCUGGCGCUGUCUAUUCAAGAUGUUUUGGAAGAUGUCGCUCAAGCUCGGGAGCAGGACAAAGAUCUACCCAGUCUCGAGGAGGAACGCAUGGAACAAAAAGCUGCUGCCAUUCACCGCGCCGAACUCGAGAAGCAGGAGGAACUGCGGAAGCAAGAGGCAGAAAAUGUGGAGGAGGCGCGUGCUCUACAGGUAAUGCUUGCGGAUAGGGCUCGACAGCGAAGCAAGGCUCAGAUUCUGAGACGCAAGAGUCGGACAGGUGGGGUUGAUUCGGACGAUGUUGGGGAUCUUGUGGAGAAUACUCCGGGCGCAAUCUCAUUCGACCCGCCCAUAUCAGUCAAUGAUACCGAUGAGCAACCGCUGGUGUUCCGUGCCGUGCAUGGAAAGACAUUACUACAUUGCAAGCAGGGCAAGAACACAUUUACUGUGAGGCCCGUUGUCUCCGAGGGCCGGUGCCACGUGCCUCUCCUUGUUCUCAAGGAGAUUUUCCUCAGCGAGAAAGGCUUCGAUGCAUUCACAUUUCGAGAGCAAAUGCGGACCAGUGAGGAUAAAUUGGAGGGCUUGAGACGACUUCGGCAUCCUAACCUUGUCGAAUUUGUGGGAUUCAAGAUCAUUCGUCCUGUCAGCCACUUCGACUCACCGGAAAACUCCUGGACCGUUUAUGCUCUUCUGGAAUUUGCGAAUAAAGGCUCGCUGUCUGAGCUUCUCGAUAUCGUGGGCACUGUCGCCGUCGAGACCCUCAGAGGCUGGAUGAUUCAACUACUCGAGGCCUUGGAGUUCUACCACCGUAGUGGGUUCGUCCAUGGAAAUAUUCACUGCGAUCGAAUCAUGCUGUAUAGAAACACCUCUGGUGGGACUAUUGUCAAACUCGAAGCUAGUGUUGAAGAGGCCCUGCCAGACUCUCCGGGUGGAAAGCGUUCCCUAACUACAUCAAAGUCCCCGUUAUGGCUGCCCCCAGAACUGACACAAGAGGGUGCACUACCAACCAUGAAGACUGACGUCUGGGACCUCGGCAUUAUCAUGCUACAGAUGGCAUUCGGAAAAGACGUCUUUCUGCGAUACACCUCGGCCAACCAAUUAAUGCUUUCUUUGGGUCUCUCCCCUCCAUUGCAAGAUCUGCUUCAAGAAUUCUUCCGGCCAGACCCGAGAAAACGGCCAACUGCCUUCCAACUCCAGCCGUCGGAGUUUUUCCGAGUAGAUGCGCCCUUGACUAUGCGCGAGUCUUCGAAUUCAGUAUCAAUCCAAAGACGGCCACGACUCGACUCCUCGGGGGCCAUGCCAGCCUUCUCACGCUAUCACCAAGACUUUGAUGAGGCCGGCCAUUUGGGUCGCGGCGGGUUUGGACAAGUUGUCAAAGCUAGAAACAAGCUGGAUGGCCGUUUCUAUGCCGUCAAGAAGAUCUCUCAGACUUCUGCUGCGGCAUUGAAGGAUACAUUGUCUGAAAUCAUGCUUCUAUCGCGUCUGAACCAUCCUUACGUUGUGCGGUACUAUACUGCCUGGUUGGAGGAAGACUUCAACAACAUCGAGGCGGAAGCAAUGUCAUCAACCGAAGGCGACCCAUUUUCCAGCCAGGACCAUCGUGGCUUCAGCACUGGUGGCCUUGAUUUUAUUAGCUCCAGCGGAUAUCCAAAGAUUGAAUUCGCUGCUUCAGAUAGCGAAGAUGACGGAAUGCUUUCGGACCGGGGCCACCGUGAUACCCCUGGAACUUAUGGUACUGGCACAGAAACGGGCACUGAACGAAGCGCUGAAAUCAGCCGGGCACGAUCUGGCUCAUAUGGUCGGCCUGUUUUGACUACACUGUACAUUCAGAUGGAGUAUUGCGAGAAGCAUACCUUGCGAGACUUGAUUAGGAAUGGCCUUUAUGAUGACAUAGAUCGCUCUUGGCGCCUGUUUCGGCAGAUUCUUGAUGGCCUGAGCCACAUUCACAGCCAUGGCAUUAUUCAUAGAGACCUGAAACCGGACAAUAUUUUCAUUGACGUCGCUAACAACCCCCGUAUUGGUGACUUUGGCCUCGCUACAAGUGGACAAUUCAUGACGGCGGUACGCUCGUCUGCAGCAGCGGACUUCGAAGGAGACUUCACCCGCAGCUUGGGAACAACUUACUAUGUUGCACCGGAAAUGAAGUCGGGACUACCGGGACACUACAACGAGAAAGUCGAUAUGUUCUCUCUCGGUGUUAUUUUCUUCGAGAUGUGUCACCCACUUCCCACUGGUAUGGAGCGCGAUCAAACCCUACGGGCGAUUAGAGAGCAACAUCAUACUUUACCGGCUACUUUCCAACAAUCUGAAAAGGUUGUGCAAGGGCAAAUUAUUGAAUCCCUGUUGAGCCAUACCCCGACCGAGCGUCCUACAGCUACCGAACUUCUUUCCAGCGGUAGAAUUCCGCUUCAAGUCGAAGAGGAGACGUUCAGACGGGCCAUCGUCCAUUUGCUGUCUGAUCCAAAUUCUCCAGACUACAAGAAGAUUCUUUCUGCGAUCUUUUCUCAGUCUCCGAAGAAAUUCGAGGAUAUCGCCUGGGAUAUGGAUUCGCAUGCAACACCAGCAGCCAAUGAGCUACUUGUCCAGGGUCUCGUCAAGAAGAAGCUGACUUCCAUUUUCCGCAAACAUGGUGCGGUAGAAUCUGCAAGACAGAUGUUGUUUCCACGAUCUCAGCAUUAUUCUGCUGGCGCCGUGCGCUUAUUGGAUGCAUCCGGAAAUCUGCUACAGCUACCGUUCGACCUGACAGUUCCUAAUGCACGGGCAAUCCCUCGGCAAGAUUCUUCUCUGGAGAAGACUUUUGCCUUUGGGACGGUCUACAGAGAGUCUACUCACGGCACUGAACCCCGGACUCACCGAGAGGUGGACUUUGAUAUUGUGUCCUACAACACCUUGGACCUAGCGCUCAAGGAGGCAGAGGUGAUCAAAGUUCUCGACGAGAUCAUCGAAGAGUUCCCACCUCUUCGGUCGGCCACAAUGUGCUUCCUAGUCAACCACUCUGACCUCCUUCAACUCAUCAUGGAGUUCUGCCGCAUCACACCUUCCCAAAUACCGUUAGUGAAGGAUGUCAUCAGCAAGCUGAAUGUUGGAAAGUGGACGAUGCAAAAGAUUCGGAGCGAGCUUCGAUCUCCAUCGAUUGGUGUUGCGUCGACGUCUUUAGAUGAUCUUGCGCGGUUUGAUUUCAGAGACACCCCGAAAGGGACACUCCGGAGGCUACAAACCAUCAUGGAAGGCACCGAGUUUGCCGAGCGAAUUCCCCCUAUCUUUGCGCGCUUGAACGUGCUUAUGACCUACCUGCAAUGCUUCGGCGUCAAGCGCAAGGUCUACAUCAAUCCACUAAGCAGUCUGCAUGACAAAUUCUACCGAGGCAGCAUUCUGUUCCAAUGCGUCUUCGAUAGCAAGCGCCGCGAUGUCUUUGCUGCGGGUGGCCGAUAUGAUCGCUUGAUCCAGGAAUUUGCGCCUAAGGUCUUGUCAAAUCGGCCCCAGGCACAUGCAGUCGGAUUCAACCUUAGUUCAGAUAGACUGGGUUCAUCGAUGACCGAAUACUUGAAAUCCAAGGCUCCGUCGAAGGAUACCGAGUCUGGGGCUGAGCUGUACUGGGCAACCCGGCGAUGUGAUGUCCUCGUGGCUAGUUUCGACGCGACUGUCCUCCGCACAACAGGAGUCAAGAUCGUCAAGGAUCUCUGGUCCAACGGUAUCAGUGCUGAGCUUGCUGUGGACGCUUCAUCCCUCGAAGAGCUGAUGGCUAAGUACCGUGAACAUAAUCAUCGCUGGAUUGUGAUCGCCAAGCAAGACAGCAAAGAGCGUGGCUACAAAGUACGGAAUCUCAUCCGCAAAGAGGAAUUCGAUAUUCGCAGUUCCGAGCUGGUGCCGUGGCUUCGGUCUGAAGUGCAAGCCCGCCACCAGCGCGAGGGCGCUUCUGAUCCACGCCAGGCCCGUCAGCCUGGGCAGCAGGAUGAUCUACUCUCGAAUGAAAAAGCAAACGACGUGCGCAUUCUUAUUCCGCAGCAUCGGAGUAAGAAGACCAAUCGCAGGAAUAUCGUUGAGUCCGCUCUCUCCCGCGCCCGUGAAAUCGCCGAAAACGCUCGCAACGGCCCUGUUGCCGCAAUUGAUACCCGUGACGAUGUCCUCGACUCCAUUCGCGACACCAGACUCUCUGAUCCUGACAGCUGGCGCACUGUCAUUCAGAACGCACCAUUAACAGAACGAAAGUACCUGAGCCAGGUAUACGAACUGCUGAGUGAUUUGGCCUCAGAGAACCACACUGGUGAUGGCGCAGAGAGCUUUACCAAUGCAUUUAUCUACAAUUACCGGACAGGUUCAUGCGUGUACUAUGAUCUCGGUCCUUGCGACAGGUGA